Molecule: messenger RNA, 1046 nt
Organism: Zingiber officinale
Lineage: Eukaryota; Viridiplantae; Streptophyta; Magnoliopsida; Zingiberales; Zingiberaceae
Product: transcription factor bHLH78-like
Exons: 4
Coding region: 213-809 (198 amino acids)
Biological process (GO): regulation of DNA-templated transcription
Cellular component (GO): nucleus
Molecular function (GO): DNA-binding transcription factor activity; protein dimerization activity
Source: RefSeq, a predicted model, not a curated record
AACAUUUCUCCUAGACGACUCCACUGAUCGCGGAUCUAACCAACAACAAGAACGAAAAUGGCCAGGAAUUCUUUAUCCAAUUACUUUUGACAUUCUUACGAAUCUUGAAAAAAAAAAUCUCCUUUAAAUCUCCACGACUCAGGACUCUUCUGCCACUCUUCUUCCUCCUUCCUUUCCCGUUCUUAAAAAUCUCACCUUUAAAUCUCGCAAAAAUGGAGCUUUCUUCCGUCCGAACGGGAAAGGAGCCAUUUUUCUCCGGCGCGGUGAUUCCCCCGGAGGUGGGUUUCUCGCACGCCGCCGGCCUGCCGGAAAAGGGGAAAGAUGGUGGCGGAGCAAAGAGACGCAGAGCAGAGCACAGCUCCGGCGAUCACCGGGAACAGGACAGCGGGAAGAAUUCCUCGCCGCCGGAGCCUCCCAAGGACUACAUCCACGUCCGAGCGAGGAGAGGGCAGGCCACCGACAGCCACAGCCUCGCCGAGAGGGUGAGGAGAGAAAGGAUCAGCGAGAGGAUGAAGCUCCUGCAAGGUCUCGUCCCCGGCUGCAACAAGAUUACCAGCAAAGCCCUCGUGCUCGAUGAGAUCAUCAACUACGUGCAGUCACUGCAGCGACAAGUCGAGUUCUUGUCCACCAAACUUGCAGCCUACAUGGAGACUCUCCUCGAUCAAAAUAUCGAUCAGGGAGAUGCUUAUCCAAGAAUGCAGCUUGAAUAUCCUUACCUCGAUGGAUUCACAGAUGCUCUCUCUCAGGUCAGUGAUUCGUGGGACGAUGAACUCCAGAGAGUUGUUCAGAAUUGGAAGAGUUCUUACUGAGCUCUUGUCGAUCGGAUUAGGGUUGGUUUCUGUAAAUACAUGCACCGUUUUGAGGGAUUAUGGUGCUGCUGCUUAGGUUUGUAAUGGAGAAAAGGGGGGUAGGUCAUAUGUGAGUCGAUUGUUGAACGUAGAGAGGUUUAAGUGGUUGUUUAAGUUGACACAAACGAAAGAACAGUUGCUUGGUCUAGUGGUAAGUUUAUUGAAUUUAAAGACUUUCAGUUCAAAUUCAUACGAUAA